AUGAACGAGUCGCUGGUGGUGAACGACUCCUCAGCGACUCCCGGGGCUGGGGAAGCUCUCCCCUGGAUGGAGGCUGAGUCUUCGGACCGCAACGGCAGCCUGGAGUUCUCCACCGCCCCCUAUGACUUCGCCAUCAACCCGUGGGACAUCAUGCUCUGCAUGUCGGGCACCGUCAUCGCCUGUGAAAACGCCAUAGUGGUAGCAAUCAUCUUCUACACGCCCACGCUGAGGACUCCCAUGUUCGUGCUGAUCGGGAGCCUGGCCACGGCGGACCUGCUGGCCGGCAUGGGAUUAAUCCUGAACUUUGUGUUUCAGUACGUUAUCCCCUCUGAGACUAUCAGCCUGGUGACGGUGGGCUUCUUGGUGGCCUCCUUCACCGCGUCCAUCAGCAGCCUUUUAGCCAUCACCGUGGACCGAUACUUCUCCCUCUACAACGCCCUGACGUACUUCUCGGAGAAGACGCUGCAGUACGUCCACCUGAUGCUGCUCGGCACCUGGGGGGUGUCUCUGUUCCUGGGCCUGCUGCCGGUGCUCGGCUGGAACUGCCUGGACGAGCCGGCCUCCUGCAGCAUCGUCCGACCUCUGACCCGGAGCAACGUCAUGCUCCUGGCCACCUCCUUCUUCGCCAUCUUCGUGCUCAUGCUCACCCUCUACUUCAAGAUCUGCAAGAUCGUGUGCCACCACGCCCACCAGAUCGCCCUCCAGCAGCACUUUUUCGCCACGUCGCACUACGUCGCCACCAAGAAAGGGGUGUCCACUCUGGCCAUCAUCUUGGGGACUUUUGGCGCCAGCUGGCUCCCCUUCGCCAUCUACUGUCUGGUGGGCGAGAGGGGCUAUCCGUCGGUGUACACGUACGCCACGCUGCUGCCGGCCACCUACAACUCCAUGAUCAACCCGAUCAUCUACGCCUACAGAAACACAGAGAUCCAGCGCUCCAUCUACAUGCUGCUCUGUGGCUGCUUUCAGGCCAACGGGGCGUACAGGUCCAGGUCGCCAAGCGAGGUCUGA
Messenger RNA from Stegastes partitus (bicolor damselfish), 1008 nucleotides. RefSeq names its product G protein-coupled receptor 6 (gene gpr6). Gene Ontology annotation, cellular component: membrane. The record is from RefSeq and is a predicted model, not a curated record. Gene Ontology annotation, molecular function: G protein-coupled receptor activity. Lineage: Eukaryota; Metazoa; Chordata; Actinopteri; Pomacentridae. The coding region runs from base 1 to 1008 and encodes 335 amino acids. Gene Ontology annotation, biological process: G protein-coupled receptor signaling pathway. The transcript has a single exon.